This is a messenger RNA of Microcebus murinus (gray mouse lemur), 1204 nucleotides long. Its product is annotated as olfactory receptor 6B2. Lineage: Eukaryota; Metazoa; Chordata; Mammalia; Primates; Cheirogaleidae. Gene Ontology annotation, cellular component: membrane. Gene Ontology annotation, molecular function: olfactory receptor activity; G protein-coupled receptor activity. The record is from RefSeq and is a predicted model, not a curated record. Gene Ontology annotation, biological process: G protein-coupled receptor signaling pathway.
GUUUCAGCUCCACUUUCUCUCCUUACCAGCUGCACUGCAGCCCUUUAUUCUCACUCGUUAAUGUCUUGCAGGCCCGCAUCUACCCAGCACAGAAGGAUGAGGGGGGAGAAUGUCACCAAGGUCAGCAUGUUCGUGCUGGUAGGCUUCCCCACAGCACCUGGGCUGCAGUAUGUGCUCUUCCUCCUCUUCCUGCUCACCUACCUCUUUGUCCUGGUGGAGAACCUGGCCAUCAUCCUCACUGUCUGGAGCAGCACCUCCCUCCACAGGCCCAUGUACUACUUUCUGGGCUCCAUGUCAUCCUUGGAGAUCUGGUAUGUGUGUGACAUCAUACCCAAGAUGCUGGACGGCUUCCUCCUGCAGCGGAAACACAUCUCUUUCGUCGGGUGCAUGACACAGCUCUACUUCUUCAGCUCCCUGGUGUGCACGGAGUGUGUGCUCCUGGCCUCCAUGGCUUACGACCGCUAUGUGGCCAUCUUUCACCCCUUGCGCUACCACGUUAUCAUGACCACGGGGCUGUGCGUCCAGCUGGUGGUCUUCUCCUUUGUGAGUGGCUUCACCAUCUCCGUGAUCAAGGUCUACUUUAUCUCCAGCGCCACGUUCUGCGGCUCCAAUGUCCUGAACCACUUCUUCUGUGACAUUUCCCCCAUCCUCAAGCUGGCCUGCACAGACUUCUCCACGGCAGAGCUGGUGGAUUUCGUCCUGGCCUUCAUCAUCCUGGUGUUCCCUCUCCUGGCCACCGUGCUGUCCUAUGGGCGCAUCACCCUGGCUGUCCUGCGCAUCCCCUCGGCCACUGGCCGUUGGAGAGCCUUCUCCACCUGCGCCUCUCACCUCACUGUGGUUGCCAUCUUCUAUACGGCCAUGAUCUUCAUGUAUGUCCGGCCCCAGGCCAUUGAUUCCCGGAGCUCCAACAAGCUCAUCUCUGCUGUGUACACUGUCCUCACCCCCAUCUUGAACCCCUUGAUCUACUGUCUGAGGAACAAGGAAUUUAAGGAUGCCUUGAAAAAGGCCUUGGGCUGGGGCCAAGCUCCACCAUAGAGGGCAGGCCUUCUGCUCCUCCAGAACAUCAUCUCAGAAUACACAACCUCUGUGGGAAGGCCAUUUGAUUUGCUAUAAUGGAAACUCUUAGCAUUGUUGUUAUACUGCAUUUAAUUUAAACAUCACUUCCAAAUCUAUCUUCUCCUUCAGGGAAAAAAUGGGAUCGAAG